Colletotrichum godetiae is the source of this 1299-nucleotide messenger RNA. RefSeq lists its product as uncharacterized. Lineage: Eukaryota; Fungi; Ascomycota; Sordariomycetes; Glomerellales; Glomerellaceae. Bases 106 to 1062 code for a protein of 318 amino acids. The record is from RefSeq and is a predicted model, not a curated record. The transcript has 4 exons.
CAAUUUUCCAUCUUCCUCCUCAUCCUGGGUCGAUAGGAGAAUGCGCAUCAUCUCUUGAAGUAUGCACGAGCCUGCUGCGGUAACAAUUUGGCCUCCAUUACGAGGAUGCCUGCUGAUACCAACGACUUAGAGCCUCACGGAGAGCCUGACGGAGAGCUAGAUCCUAGACCUAGUUGCGACAGCAGUGGUUCGUUCUCAUCCUCCUUGUCGUCUGCCAAUGAUCUUGACGGCACCGAAUCUCUUAUUUCGAAUCUCAGAGCUUCCAAUUUUGAAAACAAACGCCGCUAUCACAAAUACGAAGCGGGUCGCUACAUGCUGCCGAAUGACGACAUUGAGCAAGAUCGCGAGGAAUUGAAAUACGCCUUGAUAGUGAACCUCUGCGACGGAGCUAACAUAAUGCUCCUUUACACUGGCACUGGUAUAUGGGCCAUGGAGAUCCCGCUGCCAGUGGCGCUGACGUGUCUGCUUCAAGUGGGUGACGACUAUCCAGAGGCGGAGAUCAUCAGCCUAGAUUUAAGUCCCAUUCAACCUGUGUAUGUGCCCCCAGACGUACACUUCACAGUUGAUGAUGUUGAAGCCGACUGGCUGCACGCACCCAACUCAAUUGACUGUGUUCACCCAACGAGUAGCCAAGGCUUUUGUCACAAGCGUACAGAUAUCAAUAUUGCUAGGGACUUCGCAGGUCAUUUGGAAUCAGCAGGCUUCACGAAUCAGAUCCACGACAUGAGAAAGGUGCCCGUAGGAACGUGGCCAAAAUUCCCAGAUUUGAGUGCCAUUGGAGACUAUUGUCGCGCAGUAAACUACGACUUGAUUGAAGCAAUCACGAACUUGCCUUUUGCGAGGGGCUUCGGUUGGUCUAGGCCGCGAGUGGAAGUGUUUUUGAUUGAAGUACGCAAAGACUUGCUCAAUAACUCGUUCCAUCCGUAUCACUUCUACCACUCUUACUUACUCCGGCCAAAAGCCUUUACAGCAAGUUUCAUAAUGCAAUGUGCAAACCCAGCUUCUUAUAUUGCGGACUGCGGCGGCCAACCCACAAUUGAGUCUAAGAGUACGAUUGUCUAGCUCGCGGUACUCCGUACGAUAUAUAACAUUUGGGAUUUGCUACAUGGGGAAGAGAACUUGUCGCCUAAGGUGGAUAAUUCGAUGCCCGGCUUAGAAGGCAGUCAGACCUGAAACCCUCAAAUUCCAUCUUGCUCCUUAAUUAUUUGGGCUUUUUAAUCAUGUUAUGACUAGUUCAGAUCCACAUCUAGUCUAGACUGAUGACACUGAGCCAGAAAUCUAGGUUUUCCUACAUGCAGU